Molecule: messenger RNA, 909 nt
Organism: Hibiscus syriacus
Lineage: Eukaryota; Viridiplantae; Streptophyta; Magnoliopsida; Malvales; Malvaceae
Exons: 8
Coding region: 128-826 (232 amino acids)
Source: RefSeq, a predicted model, not a curated record
GAUUUAAAGUUGGCUGGUUCGGGUUUGGCCUCCGCCUGCUAGCUGUUGUUUUCACAAUAGCUGCUUCGAAAAUCUUUUAAUCCAUAAAAUUACUGUUACUUGAAGUUCAAUAACUGUACAGAAGGGAAUGGAACGUGAAGACGAUAUGAAAUUAAAAGGAGAAACAAAGGAGAGGAUGCUCCAAAUUUAUACAGAUUUUUUAACAAGGGUGGCAAAACUUGAUGAAUUGAUGGCCGUUGGAGGCAGACUACUUACUGGCUUUCAGCAAGGACUAGAGUUUCUCCGGCGCCCUCCAAUUAACGAGGCGUCCAAGUUGAUCGAGAACGUUCUUAAAGCCAAUGAAACAAAGAGUUUAAAGUCAUACCUUGAAGCUGGUUGUAUUAACAAUCAUGACCGUGUACAUAAUACGAGCAAGUUAUACACAUGCCUACAUGGACUACAUGAUCAUUGGAUUAAAGUCGAAUGCUUGCUGAAUGAGCUCGAAUGCCACUUGAGGGAUGCCACAGCUACGCUGCAAAUGGCAAAUCAACAGUUAUCUCCUUUGCUGGACGCUGAAUCUAGUGUUGGACUACAUCCGCAUGAAAGUAGCAGCGAAGAUGAAAUGGCUUCAUCUUGUCUUCGAGAACCCGAAGUGACAGAUUAUGCUGUUCUGAUGGGAAUCAUAUAUAGUAUGGUGAAGCAGGAUUGUACAAUGCAGGAUAAGAUUGUUAAAUCACUAAAUCUCAAGUCAACGUCCGAAGAACUAGAGAGCUAUUCCCUGAUGUGGACAUUGCGACCUUACAUCAACGAUCAAACUAUGCAGCUAGCUUGGAAGCUUGUUCCGUGAGACAUGUCGGUGUUUUAUAAGAACCCAAAACUUGUUUUGUAUGGACUAUUUUGCUUUGUUCCAUUUUUAUACAGUUUUGGACU